Molecule: messenger RNA, 3353 nt
Organism: Gymnodraco acuticeps
Lineage: Eukaryota; Metazoa; Chordata; Actinopteri; Perciformes; Bathydraconidae
Product: transforming acidic coiled-coil-containing protein 1-like
Exons: 13
Coding region: 414-1907 (497 amino acids)
Biological process (GO): mitotic spindle organization; cerebral cortex development; cell population proliferation
Cellular component (GO): cytoplasm
Source: RefSeq, a predicted model, not a curated record
AGAAGCGGGGCGAGCCGAUGUCUGUUAACCAGCUGAUCGUCCACCCAGACAGAGAGGGGAGGGGGGGGGGGAGAGAGAGAGGAGUGACUACUGAUGCUCCAGUGAUCUGCACUGUGUGAGUCAGUGCUGUGGAGAGCAAAACAGAAACAGCAGCAGCAGCAGCGUGAGACUCUCGCGAUCGUCAACAACACAGAAGAGCAGGAUGGGAAAGCUCAGCCGCUAAGCAUAGGAGGAAGUGCGCGAGCCUUAGAGAACAACAGAGCAACAGCAGCUCACAAUACGAGGGGAAUAAAGAGGACUGUGGAAGAUCACUGAGACUGGUUGACAGCAGUGACAAUCUCUCCAGAGGAAGAGGAAGUUUACAGUUAAGUCUCGGAGGUGGCAGCAGGUUUUGGACCUGACGUGCCGCAGCGAUGUCCUGGUUGUCUCCGGUCCAAUGGGCCAAAUGGACAUGGUCAGCAGUGACUGGAGUAGCUGGAGAAGAGGGGCAACCCCUAUCCAAGGGUGGAGGAGAGUACAAUUCAGACUCAGAGGGGACUUUUGAGACGCCAGAGGCAGAGUCUCCUGGUGUUGCGAAGCACCUUAGCCAACUGGACAACUCCAACCACACAGGUACAAACCACUUUUUGGACAACAACUCCAACCAGGAGGUCGGCCCAGAUUCAUCCCCAGAUGUUGAUUCGCUGAACAACGUCAGCAACUCCAGAACCAACAACCGCAGCUUCGGUUUGGACCAGAACCUCAACCUGACCCUCAGCAACAAACCCAGCCCUGGAGGGGUCCAUCAGCCCCAGCCUCCAGCCCUCCGGCCCCCAUCACUGUCCGUCCUCUCCUCUCUGAACAAACCCGACCCCUCGGAGGUGGACGACGUGGCCCCGGCGGUGUCUGACUCCAGCACGGACUCCAACUCCACCCCCAGUCAUGACAUUUGUGUGGACCCUGAUUUGCUUAACGGCAACAAGAACUCCAACUCAAAACUGACCUGUGAGACCAACGGCACAGUAAUCACGAACUCUUGUAAAGUAAAGCCGAACCAGCCAAUGCAAAAGGAUUUCAGUGGACAGCUGUUAAAGGAUGACCACCAUGGAGGCCACGCCACAGACGAGGAGAAGCUGGCGAUCAGUGUCAAACCGGACAAGGACCAAAGCGCUCAAGACUGCCAUGUGACAUCAAAGCCCGAGGACUGCUGCUCUGUGUUCGGGGACCCAUGCGAGCGGAAGAACAAAGCGGAGGGAGGGGAAAUGAAGAAAACAGGAAGUCAGGUCCUGGAUUCCAUCUGCAUCAGUGAGGCAGAAAAACAGGCCGUUCUCACCCUCAUCAGAGAGGAGAUCAUCACUAAAGAGGCAGUGGCAAACGACUGGAAGAAAAAGUACGAGGACAGCAAACAAGAAGUCAGCGAGAUGAGGAAGAUUGUUGCAGAAUACGAGAAGACAAUUGCUCAGAUGAUUGAGGAAGAGCAGCACAACACCAAGAUUUCCCAGAAGACUUUGCAGGCUGUGACGGCGGAGAAAGAAAGCACCAUGGCAGACCUGAACUCUGUGGAGCGCUCUCUCUCUGACGUGUUUCGGCGAUAUGAAAAUCUGAAGAGCACCCUGGAGGGAUUUAAGAAAAAUGAGGAGGUGCUGAAGAAAUGUGCUCAGGAGUAUCUGGCCCGAGUCAAGCAGGAGGAGCAGAGAUACCAGACGCUCAAAAUCCAUGCUGAGGAGAAACUAGACAAGGCCAAUGAGGAGAUCGCUCAGGUGCGUGGAAAGGCGAGCUCAGAGAACAUGGCGAUGGCGGCCAGUUUGAGGAAGGAGCAGAUGAAGAACGAGUCUCUGGAACAAGCUCUGCAGCAGAAGAAUCAAGAGAUGGAGGAACUGACCAAGAUCUGCGAUGAGCUGAUUGCCAAAAUGGGAACAAUAGACUGAGUGACUGCGAGUCCUCAGAGCGACGCCCUGUGCAUGAAGAAGCAACCUCCAUACCCUCUGCCAGCCCUGCAACACAGAGAAUGCUCCUGUACAGAUGUCUAAAGUAACUUCCUGUAAACUACAAUUGCACUACUUCUGACCCGAACCUAGACGGUUUUGUACAUGCCAAUAAUUGUUCUAGUAGGAACUGUGUUAUAUGUAUGUGGUCACGUUGUUUUGUUUGUCUGUUACGAGGCCAUCUUGUGCUUUGCCCAUCAUGCCAGCGAGCAACAACCUGCUUGUGAUUCAACUUUAAUUCCCAACGGAUUAACAGCUAAAUUCCCAGCAACUCCUUGAAUGACAUCAUGCAGGCGGGGUUGUUUAGGAGUUACAUUUUUGCAUACAGUAUAUUUGAUUAGGCUUUGACAAGGAUUGAUUUUUUUAUGAAAGCAACGAUCCAUGACAUGUAUUUUAUGCUAUAAACUCUGAAAGAGAAAAGCUCAGGGGUGUGUGUGGCAAAAUGAGGUCAGGGUCAAAGUCAGGCUGCACAAGAACUGGAGGAAAGGAUUUACGAUUAGUUGAGGAAAUACAGAAGUCCUCGGAGGCCUUGGUUUGUUCAGGACGGAUACUGAAUCCAGAACGAGUCAGUGAAACUAAAGCUGAGAAUAAUUCGCAGCGUUAGCUUUACCUAGAUUCUGGACAAUUAAAAUCGACUGUUUCUCAGUCGCAAAGAAGUAUAACAACCUGAGAGUAACAGACCCGUGAUUGUAUAAACAGUAAAGAGAACUUUAUAAUGAAAACACUUAAUCCACUCCACCACUGUACGUUAACCAUCCUGUGUUAAAAGUCCUAAACAACUGGAAAAUAUUAAAACAUGGAGACUAUAUUUUGAUUAAAGAUAUUUUAAGCAAUUAUACGAUUAGCAAGUGAUGCACUUGAGCGUCCACUAUCACCUUUACCUCCUACCGUGAAGUGUUUGACAGCUUUAUAGGAAGUUUAGUCAGUUGCUUCUGCGUGAUAAAGAUGUGAGCGCUCAUGCCUGUAUUUACAGCUCUGCAUAGUCUGUUUCUUUGCAUGACUUUUUUAAGAGCUCUGUUUUUCUCAGAAAGCAAAUUGUUUCCUCAAAUCACUGGUGAAACUAUGUAAUAAUGACUGAGUAGUAAAUGGGAUUCAAACACUCAGUUCUGUGGGGUCGGUCACCAUCGAAAACUUUGUAAUGUCUGAUACCCCAGACACAAACCCACUGAUGUGCCACCGUUUAUAUUUUUGUGCCAUUAUUAUGUUGUGUUACUUCUCAGCUGUUUUGUCAAAAUUAUUGUUUUGUCACUUUAGUUUCUUCCUUUAAUUACUAUUGUUUGUAAUUGUAAAUUAGGAAAGAGAGAAUCUCACACUUGUGUUGAUACAUUGACUAACAGUAUGUGUGUACAUUUGCCUGAAUAAAAAUACAUAUAAUUUGUUCGACAACAA